UGUCACCGUUGUAAUGUUCAGCAGGCGUGCCAGCUGUCAUCUAGGAGGCUUUGCUGCGGCCACACUAGCAUGGAUUCUUUGCAGCGUUUCCAUGAACCUCCCUCAAUGGCGAGUGUGGUAUUUUGAAGAACCCAUGGAAUCCGAACCCAGCAUGGUAUUAGUGGGAAUGUGGAGAACCUGUGUGUACUACGAGGAAAGGAAUUCCGAUAUAUUAGGAGUGUGUUACCAAUAUACCUACCAGGACACCUUCAUUCCUUUGGAUAUUCGUGUUGCUCAACACCUACUACUGAUCUCCAGCAUUAUUGGCAUGGUUUCGACGAUUUCUGUUGUUGUUGCUCUUUGGAAAUUGUACACAGGGAGAUUCCGGAAGAAAUUCACCUACAAUCCAUUUUUAUUCCCAGGGGUUCUGAACAUCAUCGCUGGUGUCUUAGUCUUCCUUUCCGUCUUGCACAAUUAUUUAGCCAUCAUUCGCAAUGAUGGGAUUGUCUUCCCCCCAUCUUUCCACAUACCCUCCAUACCAGAUAUCCAGAAAUUUGGUACUGCCCUGGCAAUGGCAACUUUUUCUUUUGUCUUAUUUUUAAUGGGUGGCAUAAUUUCCCUUUCUUUCACUCUUUCCCUACAUUCCCAAAUCCACUCUAACAUUUAAAUGUAAAUUUCCAACUUACAUAAACUUGAACAUUGAAAAUUACAAGGAGUCAUCACAAGUAUUCUUCAGACAGCUACCUAAAAUUUUCGGAUUCAGAACUAUGACCAAGGAUGACAAGUAGAUCUGCAGUUAUAAUCCUGU
Cricetulus griseus (Chinese hamster) is the source of this 787-nucleotide messenger RNA. NCBI's taxonomy places the organism in Eukaryota, Metazoa, Chordata, Mammalia, Rodentia, Cricetidae. The record is from RefSeq and is a predicted model, not a curated record.